This is a messenger RNA of Schistocerca nitens (vagrant locust), 987 nucleotides long. Its product is annotated as sodium channel protein Nach-like. The record is from RefSeq and is a predicted model, not a curated record. Gene Ontology annotation, molecular function: ligand-gated sodium channel activity. NCBI's taxonomy places the organism in Eukaryota, Metazoa, Arthropoda, Insecta, Orthoptera, Acrididae. Gene Ontology annotation, cellular component: membrane. Bases 1 to 987 code for a protein of 328 amino acids. The transcript is spliced from 6 exons. Gene Ontology annotation, biological process: sodium ion transmembrane transport.
AUGCGGCGAAGAACGGCCAGGUUUGCAAAAACUCUGAAGGAGGACUUGGGGGUCGGCAGUGGACUAGAGCAGUCGCGGUGUCUGGCUGCCCUGCUUGGAGAGCGUGGAGAGAAUCUGGUAUGGGCGCUGGCCGUGUGCGCAUGCGCAGCUGGCGCAGUGUCCCUGAGCUGGCAGGCGUGGCGCAAGUUCGCGGACAGCCCCAUCGUGACCUCUGUGGAGUCGACGGUAUACCCACUGUCCCGUCUGCCGUUCCCCAGCGUCACCAUCUGCCCCUCCAUGUGCGUCCGCAAGUCCGUCGCCAUUCGCAGUCUUCGCAGGUUGCUGAACGACUCCACUGUGCCGGACGAGCAGCUGGUGGCAGCAGUCCAUGCGCUCACUUUCUACAACUUUCAGGCGCCAGCUGCACGUCAGCGCCACCUGCGUCUGGCUGCCAUCGUGCUGCGGAGGCUGUGGGGCCUUAAUAUCACAGAAUUCUUGCUACAGUAUUUCACAACAUCUUUGGUAUUUAGUCGGUAUUGUUUGGGUACAGUCAGUUCGUUUGCACGCAGCGCCGGAAGGGUGCACAGGCGUGGCGACUGCAGCCUGCGGCACGCAGUGGGGCCGGGCGCCGCUGCAGGCCUGCAGGUCAUUCUCAAGCCAGCACGCCUCAGCGAGUUCCUGCCUCCACACCCCACCUUCCCUCCAGGUCUGCACAUCCAAGUACACAACCCUUUUGAAUUCCCAGACGGGCGCAACAAUUUGUUCGCUCAGGAUCGAGUGCCGAAAGUUGCUACCAUCAAGGUGUCACCUGCUUUCACCGAGAGUGGCGGUAGACGACUCAGACAGGUGCGGCCGUCGCUGCGAAACUGCUUCUUCAACGGCGAGGUGCCACUGAUGGUGUACGGCGGCUACUCGCAAAGCACCUGCAUGCUCGAAUGCCGUCUGCAGCACACUGUCAAUGUCUGCAGCUGCGAACCCUACCUCUUCCGAAACAUGCGCAGUCAGUAA